UGACGACUACCAUGCCGAACUUCCACGUAGCACGCGGCGGUGGCGGUGCGUGGUAAUAAUAAGUUUGCACGGUUAUGUCGGAGCACUGUAGGACCAGUUGUGUCGUCGUGAGUGGAUGUUGAUCACGAAAUUGGUCAGUGUUCUUAACAGAAGGGUGCCGGCCGAGCAGCGGAAUAAAAUGAGAAACUUUAACAUUUUUCUAUUCGCGAUCGUCUCGACGAUCGCACUCGCGGCGAACGGAGGAUAUGUCCAAGCUCAAGAAGAUGAGAGUAUCGACGAUAUUGUUGAUGUGGAAGGUGAAGAAGGAAGUAUAAUAACUGAGGAAGAAACGGAGGAGGAUACUAGUAAUGCCUCAGCUGAUGCUGAUACAACGAUACUUUUCACAAAACCUAUUCAUAAUACAUUGUCUACCCUUGAAUUGCCAGCUGGAAAUAUAGUAGAAUUUCUUGUGGGCUUCACUAACAAGGGUGAAAACGAUUUUGUCUUGGAGUCGCUGGACGCCUCUUUCCGCUAUGCAAUGGACUUUAAUUUUUACAUUCAAAAUUUCUCCACGUUUACGUUUAACAAGAUUGUGAAGCCCAAGCACGAAGCUACCUUAGCUUAUUCUUUCAUACCAUCCGAAAGUUUUGCUGGAAGACCGUUUGGCUUGAACGUUAACUUGAAUUAUAAAGAUGCAAAUGGAAUUUCCUACAAUGAAGCGGUCUUUAAUGAAACCAUACAAAUUAUAGAGAUAGACGAUGGUCUUGAUGGAGAAACUGUUUUCCUUUAUGUAUUCCUCGCAGCAUGUGUUAUAUUAACUCUCGUAGGAGGUCAACAAUUAUUAUCGUCUCUGGGACGCAGAUCGCGUUCUUCUACCACUCGUAAAGCACCAGUAGAAAUGGGUACAUCCAACCCUAACAAUGUAGAUUACGAUUGGUUGCCAAAAGAAACUCUCAACAGAAUCAAUAAAUCACCUAGAACUCCAAAGCAAAGCCCAAGGCAAAGGAAAACAAAAAGAUCAGCUGAUGAUUGAACUAUAUAUAUUAAUAUUUAUGUAUGUAUGUUAUUUAAAAGUAAUGCGGGAAAAUCUGUAUUGCACAAGAUAACUGCAAUAAUUUUUGGAGAGGUGAUUCUGAGUUCUUUAGUCUCUUCCAUAAUUUCUUAAUUAUGAAACAGAUUAUAUGAACAAGAAAUAUCCAGUUUCGAUAAGUAAUCAAUUUUGAUAAGUAAUACAGAACAUGGAGUUCCUCAAUGGGUUUUUAAUGAGAUACGAUUAUGGAGAAAGCCAUACGGCUAUAUUCUGUAAUAUUACAGAAUACGUUGAACUUUAUACAUGGACGUUCAAAAUCAAUAGAGAGAAUGGUAUAGUAAUACCCAAUGAUCUUGUUUUUGCACAAAACCCAUACGUAGCUACAUAGUACUUACAUUAAGAUGACGAGUUAUACAUUUUUUUCUGAGAUUAAUUGUCCAUUUUUUUUUACGUAAUUUGCAUUAUCACCGCGGAUAACAUGAAUGCAUGUGUGCGUACAGAUAAAAUUUGAUCAUUCUACAAUUAUAUUGUAUUAGUAUGUAAAAAUUCAAUAAAAAAGUUUUUUACGAAGA
Messenger RNA from Temnothorax curvispinosus, 1581 nucleotides. Its product is annotated as translocon-associated protein subunit alpha. Gene Ontology annotation, cellular component: endoplasmic reticulum membrane; endoplasmic reticulum. Lineage: Eukaryota; Metazoa; Arthropoda; Insecta; Hymenoptera; Formicidae. Bases 116 to 1012 code for a protein of 298 amino acids. The transcript has 5 exons. The record is from RefSeq and is a predicted model, not a curated record.